AUGGCAAAAGAUCCUCAGCUCUUCGUCCCUCCCAAGGGCCACUUUGUCCUUGCAGGCAGAGUCUUUCCUCGGGUCAAAUGGUGGAAGUCCUCCACGAUGAGAUGGCUCUACUUCUACAUCUUUGCCUUGAUAUGUACCAACACUGCCAAUGGCUAUGACAACUCGAUGAUGAACGGCCUGCAGUCCCUUCCGCUAUGGCAGACCUACUUCAACCAUCCAAGAGGCUCGAUUUUAGGGCUUUUCAAUUGUGUCAUGAGCGCUGGCGCACUUGCCGGUCUCUUGUUCGUUCCAUUCAUGCUCGAUGGCCUCGGGAGACGAACAACCCUGACCAUCGGUGCAUCCAUCAUGCUUGUUGGUGUUGCUCUUCAGUCUGCCGCACAAAGCUUCGGCAUGUUCGUUGGUGCCCGAUUUAUCCUGGGUUUUGGCGACAUCAUUGUCAACUGCGCCUCACCACUUCUGAUCGCUGAAAUUGCUCCAGCACAAGAUCGUGCUCUGCUGGUCACCAUCCAAGCCGCGAACUACCAAUCUGGAGCCUUCAUCGCUGCGUGGGUCACUUAUGGCACUUUAAAGAUUAACAGCAACUGGGCCUGGCGAGCUCCCAGCUUGAUUCAAGGUGUAUUCACUGUGUGGAUGUUGGCAGUCGUUUGGUUCAUGCCAGAAUCACCUCGUUACUAUAUCAACAAGGACAAGUCUGAAAAGGCUAUGCAGGUUUUGGCCAAGUACCACGCCGACGGCAAUGAGCACGAUGAGGUCGUUCAGAUCGAAUACACCGAAAUUUCUACUGCCCUGGCGCUGGAGAAGCAGCAGAAGAAGACUUCAUCUUUCUUGGACUUCUUCAAAACCAAGGGCAACCGCCGCAGGCUUAUCAUCCUUAUUUCAGUCGGUCUCUUCUCGCAGUGGUCUGGAAAUGGCUUGAUUAGCUAUUACCUCAACCUUGUCUUGGAUAAUAUCGGCAUCACUGAUCCCAAUCAACAACUCCUCAUCAAUGGUGGGAUCACGACUUUUAGCUUGGUCACUAACGUGGGUUUCUCAUUCUUCGUCGACAAAUGGGGUCGUCGACCGAUCUACCUGAUCUCGACUGUGGGCAGUCUCGUAUCCUGGGUCAUUUGGACUAUCUUGGCCGAGCGCUACACUGCCACCAAACAGCUCGCCUAUGGCAAGGGAAAUCUGGCAUUCAUAUUUAUCUAUACUCUCUUCUACAACUUCAAGUCCGGACUGAUUGCAUCCUACACCACCGAGAUCCUCCCCUAUAAUCUACGUGCCAAGGGCUUUACCAUCAUGGAAUACGCACUCUACGGUGCUCUGUUCUUCAACCAAUACGUCAACCCGAUUGCCAUGAAUGCACUUGGGUGGAAGUACUACAUCGUCUAUUGCGUUUUCCUGCUCUUCGAAGUCUUUGUUAUCUACUUCUUUUACGCUGAGACCAAGUAUCUGCCACUUGAAGAGAUCACCAAGAUCUUUGAUGGAGAGGACGUGGCCGCCAAGACUAACGAGAAUCUGGGUGGAGAGAAGGUGAUCAAUACCGCCGUACAUGUUGAGGAGAUCAGCGCCAUGAGCAAGGCAUAA
Messenger RNA from Cladophialophora psammophila CBS 110553, 1566 nucleotides. RefSeq lists its product as uncharacterized. NCBI's taxonomy places the organism in Eukaryota, Fungi, Ascomycota, Eurotiomycetes, Chaetothyriales, Herpotrichiellaceae. Gene Ontology annotation, biological process: carbohydrate transport; transmembrane transport. The coding region runs from base 1 to 1566 and encodes 521 amino acids. The transcript has 2 exons. The record is from RefSeq and is a predicted model, not a curated record. Gene Ontology annotation, cellular component: membrane. Gene Ontology annotation, molecular function: carbohydrate:proton symporter activity.